Messenger RNA from Coffea eugenioides, 1574 nucleotides. Its product is annotated as alcohol dehydrogenase class-3-like. The record is from RefSeq and is a predicted model, not a curated record. Gene Ontology annotation, biological process: formaldehyde catabolic process. Gene Ontology annotation, cellular component: cytosol. Bases 116 to 1243 code for a protein of 375 amino acids. Gene Ontology annotation, molecular function: S-(hydroxymethyl)glutathione dehydrogenase [NAD(P)+] activity; zinc ion binding. NCBI's taxonomy places the organism in Eukaryota, Viridiplantae, Streptophyta, Magnoliopsida, Gentianales, Rubiaceae. The transcript has 7 exons.
AGAUAAUGCUAUAUAUACAACAUAACACUGAGCCAAGAUAUACACCUCUUUCAAUUCUGCCAAACACAAAUCUUCAAUCACCAAUUCCCAGUUUCCUACCUUAUUGCCGGCCACCAUGACCAAGAGCACUCCAAGUGUAAUCACAUGCAAAGCUGCUGUGGUAUGGAAAUCAGGGGAGCCACCCAAAAUUGAAGAAAUACAAGUGGAUCCACCAAAAGCAUCAGAAGUUAGGGUCAAGAUGCUUCGUGCCAGUUUGUGCCACACUGAUAUCUUAUGUUGCCAUGGCCUCCCAGUUCCUUUAUUCCCUCGAAUUCCUGGACAUGAAGGAGUUGGCAUGGUGGAGAGUGUUGGUGAAAAUGUUACAAACCUGAAAGAAGGGGAUAUAGUGAUGCCACUCUACUUGGGUGAAUGUGGAGAAUGCCUCAAUUGCAUAUCAGGAAAGACAAAUUUAUGCCACAAGUAUCCUUUAGGUUUCAGUGGCCUUUUAUUGGAUGGUACUUCAAGAAUGUCAAUUAGAGGAGAGGCUAUUUACCACCAUUUCAGCUGCUCCACCUGGUCUGAAUACAUAGUCAUUGAGGCUCCCUAUGCCGUAAAGGUUGAUCCAAGGGUCUCCCUUCCUCAUGCUAGCUUCCUCUGUUGUGGGUUCACCACAGGCUUCGGUGCAACCUGGAGAGAAAUCACCGUUGAGAAGGGCUCAACUGUUGCUGUACUAGGUCUUGGUGCUGUGGGGCUUGGCGUGGCAGAAGGAGCUCGGAUGCAAGGGGCGUCUAGAAUAAUUGGAGUAGACAGAAAUGAGAUGAAACGUGAAAAGGGGGAGGCAUUUGGGAUAACUGAGUUCAUAAAUCCCAAGGGCUCUGACAAAUCAAUUUCAGAUCUGAUUAAAGAAGUUACCGGAGGAUUGGGAGUGGACUACUGUUUUGAGUGCACUGGUGUGCCAGACUUGCUCAAUGAAGCUGUUGAAGCCUCAAAAAUUGGACUUGGAACAUCCGUGCUUAUUGGAGCUGGAUUUGAGACAAGUGGUGAUUUCAAAUACAUUCCACUCAUAUGUGGUCGAACACUGAAAGGAUCUAUCUAUGGUGGUGUGAGACCCAAGUCAGAUCUUCCACUGUUACUAGAGAAAUGUGCAAACAAGGAAAUUCCACUGGAUGAGUUAAUUACACAUGAAGUGACAUUGGAUGAAAUUAACAGAGGAUUUGAGUACCUGAAACACCCAGACUGUGUCAAGGUCGUCGUCAAGUUCUGAGUGAUCUAUAUGUCUUGUGGAAUUGCUAUUAUUCUACUCUACAAGUAAUAAGUGGAUAUCGUGAUUAUUGAAUAUGUUACCCUCAUGUUGAGAAUGGGAAAGACUCGAUGUACCAGUGCUGUUAAACAUCAAGGAUUUUGCUGCUUUAUGAAGAUUAGAAGCCAUGAAAGGCAUCUAUUAUAUUGAGUUCUAAUUCAAGUUUACAGAAGCAGUUGAAUGGAUCCAAACACGCCCAUGUAAAGAAAAAAGGGAGGCCAAGGAAUAUUUGCUUUUUUUCAUUUUCUUUUUGGGAUUAUAGGAUGGGAUAUCUAAAUCUAAGUUCCAAGUGGUA